Theobroma cacao (cacao) is the source of this 1056-nucleotide messenger RNA. The record is from RefSeq and is a predicted model, not a curated record. Lineage: Eukaryota; Viridiplantae; Streptophyta; Magnoliopsida; Malvales; Malvaceae.
AUGGCCGAGUCAGCACAUGGGAUUUCUCUUUUGGACGAUCCACACUCGGCUUAUUUUGUGCAUCACUCAGAUCAUCACGGUUUAAUCUCGAUUACUCCGAAGCUUACUUCAACGAAUUACUCAGCAUGGAAUAGAUCAUUUUAUCUUGCUUUGUCCAUUCGCAAUAAGCUAGGGUUUAUUGAUGGUACGAUUCCUCAACCCUUAGUUACUGACAAAUUGUAUAUGCCGUGGAUAAGAUGCAAUAAUUUGAUUGUUGCCUGGUUGCUUGAAUCUUUAACACCAUCAAUUGCUUCCACUGUUUUCUAUAUGAGUAAUGCGGCUCAAAUAUGGGAAACCCUAAAACGAAGGUUUUCAUUGCCAGAUUAUGUUAGAAUUUGUAAUCUGCAGCACACACUUAAUGGCAUUACUCAAGAAAUUAUAUCAGUUGAUCUGUAUUUUACUGAGUUGAAUUUUGUUUGGGAAGAGUUGCGUAGCUUUCACCCUCUACCUAAGUGUACUUGUGGAGGUUUUCAGGAAUUUGUUGAUCAGAUGGCUAAGGUUAAUAUCUUUCGAUUCUUAAAUGGAUUGAAUGAUAGUUUUUCUGCUAUAAGAUCACAGAUUAUAAUGAUGAAGCCUUUUCCAUCUUUGGAUGAGGCAUAUAAUCUUGUUUUAAGAGAAGAAAAUAAGAGGAAUUUUCAUGUCACGGUUCAGCCAUUAAGUGAGACUGCUGCUAUAUCAGUAGUUGCUGGUGAAAAAUCAAAAAGAAAAUCUAAUUUUUUAUGCUCAAAUUGUGGAAAGAAAGGUCACUUAAAGGAUAAGUGUUAUCGACUGAUUAGAUUUCCUGCAGAUUAUAAGUUCAAUAAGAACAAAUCUAAUGGCAAUAAUAAAAGAAGUCAAUCUUAUUCUGCCAACAAUGUGAUUUCUAUAGCCAAGUCUAAUGAAGCUGGAGAUGAGGGUAUCAAUGGUUCGAUGUCUCAAAUUGGCCUUUCUAAGGAUCAAAUUCAUAAGAUGCUGUCUCUCAUCAAUGAACAACCAUUAAUCAAUCAAUAUGAUACUCCUACAAUAUCCAGUCAGUAG